GAAUCGUCAAACCGACUCAAACGAACGAUUCAUUCGCGAAUCGGACCCCACUGCUUUGAAGAACCAUGGCGGUGAAACAAAUGACAUGCUUGGGGAUCUAAAUUACACAGAGCAGAAGAACCGGCGCCCGUGGACAGUGAGAUAUCCGUGGAGAUGAGCGCGGGGGUUUUCGAUACAAUGUAUCAGAGUGACUCCGAAGGGCGCAUGCCAUUGUCCCGUUGAGGAUACAGGACCACGGACCUAAAGUACAGUUUUAACGUAGAACACUUUAAAAGUCACUGAAAAUGAUGAAAGCAGAGAGCAAGGGUGAACGCACCCUGCGGAGCGCGUCCCCGCAUAGAAAUUCGUACAAGUCGGACUUCCACGCCAUUAAGUGCUCUUUUGAUGGGACCAAAUCCGACAGCGAGGACAAAUCUUAUGCUAAUGGAGCCAGUGACCUCCGGGAGGACACCAGAGGGAGGCCGUUUGGCACCCGGGUGAACAAAAUAAAGAACAUUUUCCUGCAAAUGGACGGCCAGCAACCUCCGGAGAGUCAGGAACCGGCUCACAAUACAGAUGCAUCUUCUCCUGUAUCCCCAGUGUCCAAGUUCCCAGUCAGCGCUCACAAAACCUGCCUCAGCAGCGCCAACAACCAAGAACCGCAAAACGCAGACAGAACUCCAAAGGGAGAGGAAGUCGAGAUAGAUAAAGUCGCCCUGGCGGAAAAAUUUUCAGUUACCAGAAAGCUAUUUGAGAGAGGGAUAAAAGAGCAGCCUGCCGCAGACAAGCCGGGACCCGGCAGGGUUUCUACUCGCCUGUCUCAGGGGAAGGUUCCUGAGGAGGGGCGUGGGGCCCGGAGGUCCUUUGGAUCUUCUGAGAAUAGCAGCAGUAAUGUCAUCAAAAGCCCGACGUCACCCGUGAGGAGUGCCCCAGAGGAAAGGAGGGACAUUGAGGACUCGAAACAGGUCAAUAGAUUGUCACUUAAUGCCGGGCCUAUUUCCAAGCGGUUGGAGAACUUCAUUGUGGAUGGCAACAAAGAAGAGUCAGUGCAAAGUCCUGAGAAACUGAGCAGCCCUGCUGAGCGCUCGCUGCCAUCACCUCUACGAGGGAGCUUCCAAAAACCCAGCUCGCCUGGUGCUGAUCCAGCACACAAACCUACGUCCCCAAACUCUGACAAACUCUCGCCUAAAACCAACUCCAGCAGCCCUCCGUUCAAGUCCAUCAGCCCGAUUUCAUACAAACCCACCUCUCCGACCAGCAGAAGCCCCAGCGAGCCUCUUUCUCGCAAUGCUCAAAGUCCAUUUAAGCAUUCGCCAUCAUCAGGAAACGAAUCGGAAAAAGACUUCACGACAAAUGAAGCACCUCAACUAAGUAGUACUCCUGCGAAGGAUCUCAAAGCUUCACCCUCUGCCAGCAGCAUAUAUAAACAGCCCUGGAGUCCGGAGGAACCAAAGAGCAAAAACCACAUAAUUCGAAGUCCGUCUAGGGACAUCUAUCAAGAGCAGGCUGCACAAAGUCUGGACCCUACUGGUGCAGGGGUGGUCCGGGCAGAGCUGGUAGUGGUCCAGAAUGAGUCUUCAGAAAGCGAGGAGAACGAUGAAGAGUUUUUGGAGGAGGUGAAGCUGCAAAAGGAACUUAAAUCAGAGGCGCCGAGAAAAGAUGUGACUGACUCUCUGCAGGUGUCAUCACCUCAAAACCAUACAGAGGACAAACAGCUGGAGAAGGAUGCGUGUGUUUCAACAGAGCUGAAGAAAGAGGAACCAAAUCAAGAAGAAGAAGAGGAGGAGGAGGAGGAGAUCAUCCACAAGAAGAAUAGCUGUCAUGAAGAUGAUGAUGAGGAGGAGAGUGAGCAGGAAGAUCCAGAUGAAUGCGGGAAAACGUCUCCGGUGUUUUAUAGUUUUGAGAAUGCAGCAUUUGUGGAUGAUAAGGAACCGGUUCAGGACCAGCAGGACGAGGAGGAUGAAGAUGAGGUCUAUGAGGAGUAUGAUGAAGCUCCUGGUUUGUCUGAGGAUGAGGAAGGGCCUCCAAGAAGGAAAAUCAGAUUCUCCACUGAGCCGAUGCGGGUGUACAGCACAUUCUCUAAUGAAGAGUACGACAGGAGGAAUGAUGAUGUGGAUCCUGUGGCGGCGUCUGCCGAGUAUGAGCUGGAGAAACGGGUGGAGAAGAUGGACGUGUUUCCCGUGGAGAUCGAGAAAGGUGAUAAAGGCCUGGGGAUCAGUAUUAUAGGGAUGGGUGUUGGGGCAGAUCAGGGUCUGGAGAAACUGGGCAUCUUCGUCAAGACCAUCACGCAGGACGGAGCUGCAGAGAGAGAUGGCAGGAUCCAGGUGAAUGAUCAGAUUGUGGAGGUGGAUGGCAUCAGUCUGGUUGGUGUGACGCAACUCUUUGCUGCGACCGUCCUGAAGAACACGAAGGGAACUGUAAGGUUUCUGAUUGGCCGAGAGAAGCCAGGUGCUCAGAGUGAGGUGGCACGCCUGAUCAGUGAAACCCUGGAGCAGGAGCGGCAGCAGCAGCAGGUGGACGACACAUACGAGCAGUCCACUGAAGAGGACGAGCACUACGAGGAUGAGGAGGAAGUGGGGGAGGAUGGCAUCCUUGGUUCGAGCUUCGGCAGGAGGAAUGUGGAAGUGUACGAUCUGCCCGAGAGUGAGGAAAUGUUCCUGCCAUCAGACAUGGACGCUGCUCAACUAACAUUCAGAUUUAAAGAGCUCCAGAUAAAGCACACCAUUGCAGAAGCCGAAGUAGAUGAACUGAAAGAGAGAUUGAGAGAGUCGUCAGAGGAGCGUGUGGCGUGGGAGGCGAGGGAAGCUCAGUUAGAGAGGAGCGUUCAGGAGAACUCGGAGAGGAUCGCUCAGAUGGAGAAGAACUGGCUGGAGGCUCAGGCUCUCUGUAAAAGCAUCGACGAACAGCUCAAUGACACGCAGAGCCAAUAUGAAGCUCUGGAUAAAAAAUACAGCAAAGCCAGGAAACUGCUCAAGGACUAUCAGCAGAAAGAGGCGGAGUAUGAGCAGAGGGAGGAGGACUUGCUGAGAACUCUGGAGGAGAGAGAGGCCAAGUAUAAAACUCAGAUAGAGGAUCUGCAGCGCAGGCUGGCAAAGCUUGAAUCUGGCAGCGGUCGUCAUGAGUCUCCACUGUCGGGCAGUAAGUCUGCAGAUUCAGUUCUGCUGGGACCGGACUGGAGUGAGAUGGUUCCUGAGACGGAGCGUUUGGACACCAGCGCCCAUCGUGCAAAGGCCCAGCUGGCCCAGAGGUCCAAGCGGCAGCCGCCGUCCCGCAGUAAACUCAAAGAGACGCUCAGCUCGCCAGUGAGAAGCCCACAGGGUGAUGAUGAGAGUCAGUCUGCGAGUCCUGAGUCUCCACCGCCUCGUAGGAGAUCAGUCCAGGAGAGUUUGUCCCUGCCGGUCGCCAUAUCUUCCUCUGCUAACCACCAGAAGGAUGAAGGUUCUGUUACGAGCAACAGCCAAUCAGUGCAGAGGGAUCCUCAAAACCCCGCCCUCUCCUCUCCUUUCCUGCGGAAUGUAAAGAAGAGAGAGUCCAAAGGCAAGGGCAAAGAGCUCAAAGAUGAGUCUAAUGAUGCAGCUGGAAAAACUAAAAGAAGAUUCCCAGACUUUGGUGGUUUAAGGAAAUCAGGAGGAAAAGGGAAAAAACUAAGCAAAGAAGCUACGAGGGCGUCACUGGACAGCAGGGGUUCAGCGGAGUUACUGGAGGAGUCAGGGGCCCGAGUCUCCCCUUCAGAGUCCGUGACCUCCAUCCCCACCUGCAUGCCCUUCUCCUGGUUUGGAGAGAAAGACAAAGAGCGAGACAGAGAGCCGUCGUCCUCGUCCAGCAGUCUCCCACACGCCACUGCAGACGCCAGUGAACACAGCCACAGCUCCAAAAACAAGAGUUUGUCAGUGCUAGAUGAUUCGAACCCCAGCAGUCCUGCUGCUGAUUUUUCUGGGCUGGUGGUGGAGCCCAACCUGUCAGGCCGUUCUCAUACAUUAACCUUCUCCUCCAGCGAGUGUUUGUUUUGCAUGACCAGGAGGAUCAGACGCAUGCUUCAUGUUCAUGUUCAUCUCCUGUGCACAGAAAUCAUCCCACAUUCAUUCAUAUAUUCUACAAUGCUGGAUGAGGAGCCUUGUUCUGGAGGGAAGGAGUAUCACUGGCAGAACCGUCCUGUCUCUAAUUGGACGUCCCAGCAGGUGUGUCAUUGGCUGAUGGGUAUGAACAUGGAUCAGUACACGCCUGAGUUCAGCACACAGGCCAUCGAUGGACAGCAGCUCCUCAACCUGGACAGUGACAGACUGAAGGCUCUGGGUGUUUCCAGUCAGAAUGACCGAGCCACCAUCAAGAAGAAACUGAAGGAGAUGAAGAAAGCACAAGAGAAGAUGGAGAAACAGCGGGAAAAGCGUGAGAAAGAGGCCAGACGCAGCGGACGGCUGCCUGCCAGCACUGACUCUGUGUGCUGAGGAUGUUCAGUGCAUCACCUUUUCCUCUUUUAUUCGUCUUCGUUCUUGACACACUCCAUUGGCAGACUGUUACAACACAUAUGAGCCAUUCUAGAGGAGUUGCUAUGAGUGAAUACGGUCUGUAACUCGUUAAUAACAGUCAGACGGUCGAGCUGAAACACUAAUGAAGCUGCUUAUGAGAUCAUAUUGUACUCUUUUCACUUCAGUCUGUGCAGCACAAAUAUGAGCAGAAAUAUACUGUUCCUCUACAGAUUGUACCCAAUGUUGCCUUCACUGUAAAAAGAAAAAAAGUUUUUAAAAUAAAUAUUUUCUUUUUUUUUCAGUAAAAUAUCCCUAAAACAAGAUUAAUGUAUUUGCAUAAGAAAAGACAGAUAUUUAGAGAAUAUGCACAGUUUUGUUAAAUGUAUAUUUUUAUUGUUGUUUUAACUAAAAGCUUAAAUCUCCAGAAGAAAUUGCAUUUAAUUUAAAAUAAUCCCCUGAAAGAAAAUAAAUCUCUAUUAAUGUAUCCUAAGAACGUUUAGAUCAUUUUCCUGGAAAACAAGACAAAAUGCUGAUUAAGAAAAUGAUUUUUUUUCAGUGUUCUGAGUAAGUGAGAUAUUAUACUAGCUUGUAAGAAAAUGAAUAGGGCUGUCCAAUUCAUAGCAGACUAAAACUUUUAUUAGUUUUAAUUGCAUUUUAUGAUACCACUGUAGGAGCUUGCUAAGGGAUAUAUAAAUAUUCAGAUGCCUUUUUUCACAACUAUUUUCACAACUAAUAUUGUGGCACGAACAGUGCUUACAAAAAAGAUUUUGUAUUGUAUUUUAGAUGUAUUUCUGGCCUGUGGUGCUAGACGGGUCAUUCUGCUGGAUCCUUGUACAGUUGAGUGAUAUUGAGCACUAUGUUUUUACUAAAACAAAAGGGGAACAUGGUUUAUAAAUGUACAAAUGAAAUAUUUUAUACACAAUUAUUAGCAUAGCUUUAAGCGAGAGACUAACUUUUGUACACAUUUUCUACUAAGUAGAAUAGCUUGUUGGUUAAAACCAUUUUGCUAAUUCUGAAACGCAGAGAGUGAAACUCAAAGUGAAAGGUGUUUGAACAUCUCAUCUUGUUUGUUGUUUUUAUUUGGACAGUUACUGCUUUUAUAUGAUGGAUAUGGGUCAUAAAGACAUAAUUGUUACACAAUGUAGCAUUGUUUUAAUAGUGGCCAUGGCCAAAAUUGUAUUUGACUAACAGAGGCUGUAAUGAAUUUAAGUACUGGAUAAUCAUCUGAUUGUAAGGAGAGGGAUCAUGUCAUCCUGAUUCUGUGUCCUGUGGUUAUAUUUUUCUACCUUGUAAAAUACAUGAUUUUGAACAGACAAAAAUCAAGCUUUCUAUCUUGUACAAAGUGUAUAAGCUGCUAAAUAAAUGCUUUCACCUCUUGUAAAAGAA
This is a messenger RNA of Cyprinus carpio (common carp), 5831 nucleotides long. Its product is annotated as neurabin-1. Gene Ontology annotation, biological process: calcium-mediated signaling; neuron projection development; actin filament organization. The record is from RefSeq and is a predicted model, not a curated record. Gene Ontology annotation, molecular function: actin filament binding. Gene Ontology annotation, cellular component: postsynaptic density; actin cytoskeleton; dendrite. Lineage: Eukaryota; Metazoa; Chordata; Actinopteri; Cypriniformes; Cyprinidae.